AUGGAUCAAUCACAGACAAAAGCUCUCGCUGCGAUUCAGCCUUUUGUUCACCUCGCCACUACCACCAAAAACCCAUCACCACGCUUUAUUGCUGAACUGAUCAAAGGCGCAAUCUCCGCUCCUGGGGCUUAUAUCUUCACCGAGCUUCUUCAACUGCCUGUGAUACAGAGCUUGAGAGGCACGCAAGGGGAACCUUGGUUGAAACUGUUGGAGAUCUUCAGUUGGGGGACGUAUGAGGAGUUCAAAGCCGACCCAUCUCUUCCACCCCUCGAUGAAGCUCAGACCUUCAAACUGCGUCAGCUUAGUCUUCUGACUUUGGCCUCGCCAUUUGCCCCCACUAGCAAGAACACAACAGCCAAUGCUUUGACCUACCCUGGGCUGCUUGCAACCCUCCUGCUUUCUACCUCCCAAGAGCUAGAAUAUCUGGUGACACAGUCGAUCUAUUCCGGUCUCCUCACUGCUCGUCUCAGUCCCACAUCGAGUCCCCCCACCGUACACAUCAUGUCCGUUGCCCCUCUUCGCGAUCUGCGCCCUCACUCCCUCCCCGUACUCUGGCAGAUCCUACAGACAUGGGAAUCACGCUGCACCGCCGUCGUGAGCGACCUCGAAGCGCAAAUUUCCGCUAUCCGAGCAACCGCUCAGCAGAGAGCGUUACAAGAAAGAGCCCGACAGAACGAGAUAGAUUCUCUAGUCCUCAGCACUGACCGACAGCAAACAUCAAGCGAUAAUGGCGUCACACCAGGAAACGGACGGGCAGGUCGUUCCGCCGGAUUUGGUGUAGGCCAACGUCCUCCGAGCAAGCGAGACCUCGAUCAGCAGAUGGAAGGCGAGGGUGACGACGUGGAUGAUGAUUACGACGAGAGCAAGAUGGAUCUGGACGAGGGUGUCAGUGAGGGCACAGGCAUCUUCGGAGGGUCUGGGUCGCGAGGCGGAGGAAGUGGGGGAUCACGAGGUGCAAAGCGAAACCGUGGACGAGGCUCGUCAAAAUGA
Fonsecaea nubica is the source of this 990-nucleotide messenger RNA. RefSeq lists its product as hypothetical. The transcript is spliced from 2 exons. The record is from RefSeq and is a predicted model, not a curated record. Bases 1 to 990 code for a protein of 329 amino acids. NCBI's taxonomy places the organism in Eukaryota, Fungi, Ascomycota, Eurotiomycetes, Chaetothyriales, Herpotrichiellaceae. Gene Ontology annotation, cellular component: COP9 signalosome.